Colossoma macropomum (tambaqui) is the source of this 3014-nucleotide messenger RNA. RefSeq names its product coiled-coil domain containing 40 (gene ccdc40). Lineage: Eukaryota; Metazoa; Chordata; Actinopteri; Characiformes; Serrasalmidae. The transcript has 21 exons. Gene Ontology annotation, cellular component: cilium; cytoplasm. Gene Ontology annotation, biological process: axoneme assembly; epithelial cilium movement involved in determination of left/right asymmetry; heart looping. The record is from RefSeq and is a predicted model, not a curated record.
GCAACGGUUAGUAAACAGCGCUGUACUCCUUCAGCUGUGUGGAGGGCUUAAAGUCGACAAAGACGAAAUUAACUCGAUUUUAAAGCUCAGGAUCACUUUCACUCGGUUUUAGGAUGGCGAGUGUUGGAGAAGAUGAAGGGCGAGGGAGCACAGAGGGUCUUCCAGAGGGGUCAGCAGAGGUUCCGGGGGGAGACCAGGUGGAGUCCAGCACUGAUGAUCCGGUUUCACACACACAUUCAGAGUGGGACAGUGGUGACCUGCCUGAUCCUCCUGCCUCAUCUCUACAACUCACACUGGCCAAUUCUACGGUGGCUCUUAUAGAUGGAGAGUCAGACGAAAGAAGCAGGACGAUGCAGAACGAUGAGGAUGAAGAGGAUGAAGACGAGGAGCUCAUAGUGUUGGACCCUGAGCAUCCUCUGAUGAAGAGAUUCCAGUCUGCCCUGAAAAACCACCUCACAAAACAGCUGGAGAGACUCGAUCUUGAGCUCCGUGAGAAGGUGGCGCUGGAGCGAGCGGAGGGCAGUCGGAGGGAGAAUUUGGGUGUGGAGCUGUACUCGGUGCAGCAGGAGCUGGCCAGGCUGCAGGCAUUUCUGGAAGGCCGUCAUGAGGCCUGUGCGCAGGCCAGCACCCAGCGGAGACAGGCUCAGGGACAGCUGGAGCACAUCAGGAACCAGUACAGGACUGUAGCGGGACAGGCCAGCACACAGCGCACACAGGUAUCGGAUUUGCAGUCGGAGGUGGAGAAGCUGGCCCUGCGUCUGCUCUACAUGCAGGAAGUGACUUCUGACCUUCGCUCGGACAUCACUGCCAUGAAGAACGCAACACACAAAGUGAAGGCAGAGAAACUGCAGGCCGAACAACAGAAGCACAAACAGGACCUGUAUGUGGAGCGUCUGGUGAAGCAGGUGGAGAAGCUGAGGGAUCAGAUCGCUCUGUAUGAGGCCCAGACUCUCGCGCAGGCCGAGGAGACACAGGCAGCUAAAGAGACCUUAGCUGAGGCUCAGCUGGAGAUAGACUCUCUGACUGUGGAGCGGAAGCAGCUGCUGCAGCAGUGGAACAGCAGCCUGAUUGGGAUGAAGAGGAGAGACGAGACUUUUACCGUCACACAGGAGGCACUCAGGCUUGCCGAUCAGCAGGUGCGGUCCCUUGACACGGAGGUGGAGGGCUACAAGAGAUCCAUCAUGAAGGAGCAAGAGCAGAACGAGCUGCUAACCGUACUGCUGAACCGCGCACAGCUCAACAGCGCCACCUACCGCAAACUCAUCACACACUCAAACAGCCAGCAGGAGGCACUACAGGCCCUGUACAGCACAUACUCCCGCACACUGCAGGAGACCGAGAAGAGCCUGAACAGAGUGACCGCGGAGUGCAAUGCAUGUCAGUCUGAGCUGACUGUUCUGAGGAAGCAGUUGGAGAAGGAGUCGUCAGUGCGUUUGGAUCUGGAGGACAAGAUUGUGAAGAAGAUGCAGGAGCAGCUCACCCACGAUAACGCAGCUAAAUACUCCAAACACCUCACCAACAAGACCGCCGCACACCAGAGAGACAGGGAGGCUCAGCUGUCUAAGCUGGAGAAUGAACUGGCUGCAGUAACCCUAGAGGCCAGCCAGGUGGCGCUGCAUUUGGAGGCUCUGGCUGGCCUGCAAGCAGACCUGGAACAAGAAAUGACAUGUCGUCACCAGCUGCUGACUGCCAGCGAGGCAGAGGGGGCCAAACGUACCACUGCCAUUGAGCGCAAACAGGCCACCAUCAACGUCUACAAUAAGAAGAUCCAGCAGAUUGUAGCCAGCACAGGGCAUGAAGACCUGGGUCCUCUGGAGAUCCAGGCCAGCACCCUCAAUAAGCAGCUGGAGGAGGUGGGGGCAGAGAUUAAAGAGAAGCAGCAGUUCUGGCUCUGGCAGCAGGGGGAGCUAGUGAGACUGAGCCAGGAGAGACAGGCCCAGAACAGCGCAGUACAGAACUUGCAAACGCAACUAAUUAUCCUGCAGCAGAGGAAGAUCAGGACAGAGAGUGAAAUAGAGCAGGAGCAGCGAGGUUUAUCAGAGUUGGAGCGACACUCUAAAGCUCUGAUGCUGGACCUGCAGAAACUGAACUCACUACUGAGCCAAAACACACAGCAGAGCCAAGAACUACAGCAGAGUAACAGCCUGAUGGAGAGCAGCUUCAUCCACCAGCUUAAAGAAACUGUUUAUGUGUGUAUGUAGGAUGCAGAGAGGGAGUCUGUGGAGAUGCAGCUGCGUCUGGAGAAGCUUCAGGAGGAGAAGGAGAGACUGCUCAACAGCCUGGUGGAGGCAGAGCGUCAGAUCAUGCUGUGGGAGAAGAAAACUCAGCUUGUUCGUGAGACCCGCUCUGCUGUGGACUCAGAGGUGGGGAAAGGAGAAAUUCACACCAUGAAGGCAGAGAUACACCGCAUGGAGGUGCAUUAUGGUCAUCUGCUAAAGCAGCAGAAGCAGUUGUUAAGGGACAUGGAGGCGGCGGUUGUCAGACGUGAGAGCAUCGUCACUCAAAGUGAGGCUCAGGCCCGCAGUGACCGUAAACACCCCACACACACUGACCUCCAGCACACACUGCAAGCCCUGCGCCGCAACAUCCUACACACGCACAAGCAAGUGGAGGAGUGUGAUGGUGUGUUAGCAGAGCUGCAGGAGAAGCAGAAUUCUCUGAGUGAGAGUCUGAAGCAGAAACAGCUGCAGAUCAGUGACCUUCACAACACCAGCACUGCCCUCAGUACUGACCUACAGGAUCUACAGGAGACCAGAGAGAGCAACCUGGCUCGGCUACUGUCUCUGCAGUCUCGGGCAAAGCAGCUGCAGGUGGUGAAGGAGGGUCGCUACAGCGCCACGGCAACUGGAGAGGCUGCGCUGAAGGAGGCCAUGCAGAAACAGCACGAGCGGCUACGUUCGGUCAGCGGCGUUCUGCAGCGUGUGGUGCAGGACUUUCCCCAUUAUGAGAGCGCCCUCCGCAAAAUAAACCUCCUACUGUCUGCACGCACCCCCACGGACCACCAGAGAGCUUAA